Molecule: messenger RNA, 2696 nt
Organism: Coregonus clupeaformis (lake whitefish)
Lineage: Eukaryota; Metazoa; Chordata; Actinopteri; Salmoniformes; Salmonidae
Gene: hp1bp3
Product: heterochromatin protein 1, binding protein 3
Exons: 12
Coding region: 118-1809 (563 amino acids)
Biological process (GO): nucleosome assembly; heterochromatin organization
Cellular component (GO): nucleus; chromosome; nucleosome
Molecular function (GO): structural constituent of chromatin; DNA binding; nucleosome binding
Source: RefSeq, a predicted model, not a curated record
UACCACGUUGCUACGUGUACGUUCAAGGGGGAGGGGCACGUAAACAGAAUUCUAAACAAAGGAGAGCGAAGCAAUUUGUAUUUCAACAUCUUUAUAGAGAGUCGAAAGUUUGUAGUCAUGCCUAUACGUCGUGCAUCUAGGACACCACCCCAGGAAAUGGCCCCCUCGGCCGCAUUAGAGGGAGAGCCUGAUGCCAGUUCUGAGGAGUCUGCCUCUGUUGAGGAGGAGCAGGAGAUAGAACCUGCUGCCCUAGUAGCCAAGGAGGGAGAGGGCACCGGUGAAGGAGAGCCAAAAGAGAAUGGUGAGAGAGAUGAUAAAUCCAUUGGAGAGAAGACUGCUGAGGGGGAAACGUCUGAGAAGAAAGAAGAGAAGGAUGGAGUGAAAGACAAAGUCAAGAAGCCAGUGAAAAAGGCUAUUCCCGCUUGGGCCACCAUGUCUGCCAGCAAACGUGCAACGCUCACAAAUAAGAGCACCUCCACCAUGCAGCCGCCUAAGAUGGACGACAUCCUCAUCGAGGCUAUUGAGUCCUGCAAGGAGAAGACUGGGGCCUCAGCCCAUUCUGUCAUGAAGUACAUUGUGAAGAAAUACCCUAACCUGGAGAAGAGGAAAUUCCUCCUCAAGAAGGCUCUCAAGAGGCAGCUGGAGAAGGGCACCAUCAAACAGCUGAAGGGUAAAGGCCUUUCUGGAAGCUUUACCAUUGGGAAGCAGCCCCCUAAUAAACCAACAUCUAAAGGGAAGCCGAUCGCCGUGGCACCUGGGUUGAAGGCAGAGACCCUUGGGGAUGCUCUGCCCUUGAUCAUCACACGACUAUGUGAGCCCAAAGAGGCGUCUUAUAUCCUGAUCAAGAAAUAUGUGGAGCAGCACUUCCCUCAACUCAACGUGGAGCAUAGGCCAGAUAUCCUAAAGAGUGGCCUGGUGAGAGCUGUGGACAAGGGUCACCUGGAGCAGAUCACUGGAAAAGGUGCCUCUGGAACAUUUCAGCUGAAGCGGGAAGGGGGCAAGUUCCUGCUUAAAGGCGGGCCCCUGGAGGACGCUAUCAUGACAGCCAUUGUGGCCAUGAACGAACCCAAGACUUGCAGUACCACCACACUCCGCAAAUUCCUGUUAGAGACUAACCAGGACAGCAUGGAGUACCGCGUGGUGAACAACCUGAAGAGAACCUUGCAGAAGUGCAAAAUUAUGGGCUGGGUGGAUCAGAUCACUGGAAAUGGGCUAAACGGAACUUACCAGCUCUGCUACCCUUACUACCCCAGCCCAGCCAUUCUGUUCCCUGAAAAACAGAAAGCGAAAGACCAGAAAGUGUCAGAGAAGGACAAACGCAGAAAGAGAGUUGACUUGUCUGAUGAGGACUCUGAUGAAGAGGACUCGUCCGAGGAAGAGGACUCAGAUGAUGAACCCCCUCCUAAGAGGAAAGCUGUGAAGAGGCCACCACCUAAAGCGCGUCGCCCUCCCCCCAGCAAGAAGUCACGGCCGGCAAGUCAGUUAAGGGCUAAGGGCAAAAAAAGAGCUGCCCCAGCUAAGAGAUCUGCGCCCCCAGCUAAGAAACCAGCACCGCCAGCCAAGAAGUCAGCUCCGUCAGCAAAGAAACCUGCAGCAGCCAGUAAAGCUGCAGCUUCAAAGAAGGCACCCACACCAGUCAAGAAAGCUGCACCUGCGAGCAAGCCCAAAACGCCCAUCGUCAAAAAGCUGACGAGCAGGGCAUCGAAGCGGCCAGCGCCCAAAAAGUCACCUCCUGCAAAGAAGGCAGCAGCCAAUUCUGCAGUGAAGGCCAAGCCUGCAGCCCGCAAGUCCCUGAGGGGGAGGAAGUGAGUUUACUAUUGCCCAGCAGCGGAAGUUUAACUGUAGCUCUGAAGACAGCGGUGCUCUGCCUCUAUCCAUGCUCUCUUUCGCAGCAUUGUUUUCCUCCAGUUUGGGGCUGUAGAAUUCUUCUCUGUAGGAUUGGGAUGUGGCAGUUAUUAGUUCAUGUCAAUUUACUGUACUUGGGAACUGUUCAAUUUCUGUGAACCCAACUUAAUCGCCAUUGUGUAGAAUGGCCUCUUAAAAGAUGUAAAACUGCCUAGGUAAAGAAUUGUGAAAUUUCCAUCACUACUUUUAUUUCCCUCACGCACUUCAUUUUGAUAAUGUAUUUUUGCAUUUCCUCCCAGUCCACUCUGCCAUGUUUUACCUGGACACAUUCCUUUUAUCAAAUCAUUUGUUAAGCGUUUUGGAAACUUUCUCCCUCUACAACAUUUUUGAUUUUUCAACAUUUAAUCUGGAGUAAUCUUAAAGGAUAUAGAGAUUUAUGCUAUUAAGUGAAUUUGAGAGCAUAAUGACAGCCAACUUUCAUGUAAUGAAUUCUUGUUUAUUACGAAAUCUGUUAUUUAAAUGAAUGUUUGAGUGAAACAAAUCAGUUGAUGGGCAAAAUACUUAAUUUGAUUGGAGACUAACUGAUCAGGAAGCACUGUUUGUCAUCAUGAUCUUCAGUACUACUGCAUAGUAUUAGGGGAUUUAUUUUAGUGUGUAAACAAACAAGCUAAUCAAAGUGAAUUCAAAGUGAACAUAUACAAAAUCUUCUACAUUCUGUGUAAUAGUGAAAGAUUGUGAAUAACACACUUUGUUUUGAAGGAGCCUAGCUCAUACAUACCCUGCAUGCGUGUACUCUUUAUGUUAUGCUUUUUCCCAAGUCAUCAUUAAAAUGGCUAUAUUUGUACUUCCUU